AUGACCGACUGGCAAAUCACACCGUAUCUCUUCCUUGAUUCCUUCUCUGAGGAGGAAGAUGGAGACACUGACGAGAGUAGCAGGGUGGCACCACAAAAUUAUCCCCCCAGGGGUGGUGCCAGCUCAUCCCAUUAUGCCUCUCCCCCGUCUUAUCAUCAACAGUAUAUGGGUGAAUUCCAAUCAAUCCAAUCCAUCUCUGAGGAGGAAGAUGGAGACACUGACGAGAGUAGCGGGGUGGCACCACAAAAUUAUCCCCCCCCAGGGGUGGUGCCAACUCAUCCCAUUAUGCUUCUCCCCCGUCUUAUCAUCAACAGUAUCUGGGUGAAUUCCAGUCAAUCCAUACCUGCCUCGGCACCUACCAGCAAGAUAUUACAAGCAUCACUCAGAGUUUCUCUUCCUUCACCACCCAGUACGCUUGGGAUCAAGAGUGCCAGCGUAAACAUGAGGAGGACUUUUAGGCUUGGACUCGAAACUCCGAUUACUACCCUUAUCCUCCUCCUCCUCAAUAGGUUGUUCUGCCCUCUCCAAGCAUCAGGGAUGAUGCUUAUCUUUACGCUUGGGGAGGGGUAG
This is a messenger RNA of Lactuca saligna, 570 nucleotides long. Lineage: Eukaryota; Viridiplantae; Streptophyta; Magnoliopsida; Asterales; Asteraceae. The record is from the annotation of a GenBank genome assembly.